AGAGCUCAGGAACUAGUACGUUCUGUUUUGGACGUUUUUUAGUCAAACUUUGUUUUCAUUUCCGAAAGAAGCUCAGAAAAACGUAUUUUCCGAGCAGAUUUGGAGUAGUUUUUUCAUGGCAGAGAUUAAGGUAACCCCCCUGGGUGCUGGACAGGAUGUUGGCCGCAGCUGUAUCUUGGUCACCGUUGGUGGAAAGAACGUCAUGCUGGAUUGUGGAAUGCAUAUGGGAUUCAAUGAUGAUAGACGAUUCCCUGAUUUUUCCUACAUCACAAGAACAGGACGUCUCACAGAACACCUUGACUGUGUUAUUAUAAGUCACUUCCAUCUUGACCAUUGCGGGGCUCUCCCUUACAUGAGUGAAAUGGUUGGGUUUGAUGGACCCAUCUACAUGACUCAACCCACCAAAGCCAUCUGCCCUAUCCUACUGGAGGACUACCGCAAAAUCACAGUGGACAGGAAAGGAGAAACAAACUUCUUCACAUCAGCUAUGAUUAAAGAUUGCAUGAAGAAAUGUGUGGUGGUCAACCUUCACCAAACAGUUCAGGUUGAUGAUGAAUUAGAGAUCUCUGCAUACUACGCCGGUCACGUCCUGGGAGCGGCCAUGUUUCGUAUUAAAGUUGGCUCACAAUCGCUCGUCUACACAGGAGAUUACAACAUGACACCUGAUCGACAUCUUGGAGCUGCGUGGAUAGACAAGUGUCGACCGGACGUCCUAAUCACAGAAUCUACAUACGCCACAACGAUCCGAGACUCAAAAAGGUGUCGAGAGCGAGAUUUCCUUCAGAAGAUCCACGACUGCAUCCAGAAAGGUGGCAAGGUCUUGAUCCCAGUCUUUGCCCUCGGCAGGGCACAGGAGCUCUGCAUACUCGUUGAGACAUUCUGGGAUCGCAUGAACCUUACAGUACCAGUUUACUUCUCACUCGGACUCACAGAAAAGGCCAACCAUUAUUACAAGCUCUUCAUUAUGUGGACCAAUCAGAAAAUACGCAAGACCUUCGUGAAGAGGAACAUGUUCGACUUCAAACACAUCAAGGCAUUUGACCGGGCCUAUAUCAACAACCCAGGCCCCAUGGUUGUCUUCGCAACACCGGGUAUGCUCCACGCCGGCCUAUCCUUACAGAUCUUCCGCAACUGGGCACCGAAUCCUCUCAACAUGGUCAUCAUGCCAGGAUACUGCGUCGCUGGAACCGUCGGUAGCAAGGUGCUGAGCGGAGCGAAGAAGAUUGAGCUGGAAAACAGACAAGUGAUUGAUGUCAAGCUAUCCGUACAGUACAUGUCUUUCAGCGCCCACGCCGAUGCUAAGGGCAUCAUGCAGCUGAUCCGGAUGUGCGAACCCAAGAAUGUACUCUUGGUUCAUGGAGAAGCCAAGAAAAUGGAGUUUCUCAAACAGAAGAUCACUGGAGAAUUCGGUGUCCAGUGUUAUAUGCCAGCCAAUGGGGAGAUUGUUACCGUAGAAACAAAAGCAAACCUACCAGCUGAUGUUUCUCUCAGCUUACUGAAGCGUAGCAUAGCUGUAACAGGAGAUGCUCUUAAAGAUGUCAAGAAACCCAAGAUCCUCCAUGGAGCUGUUACCAUCACAGGAGAUAAAGUCUUUUUGGAGGAUCCGUCCAGAACGAUGCAGCAGCUCGGCAUGUCUGAGCAUGAAAUCAGAUUCACCUCAACAGUGACCAUCCCCCAAAUGGGAAUGGAGGUGGUCCAGAAGAAACUCAAGAGGAGAUUUCCUCAACAGAGUGUUCAGCUAACGUCAGAUGGCUCCAUCCUGGUGGGUUCUGCGCUCGUCAAGGUAUCUAGUGAGGGAGAAGAUGCAUUGGAUCUCCUGGUCUCAUGGCCAUAUCAGGAUGAAGACCUAGGCAGCUCAUUGUUCACCAUCUUACAGCAUGGGUUUGCAUCACAUGUCGAUACGUAACGCCUACAAAUUGAAGAGUUUUUUUAUAUUUAAACCAUCAUUGGAAAGAUCCAAUCUUUCUGUUUCCGUUGUUAACUUGGAUAUCACCAUUUGCCACUCCGAAGGUGUUAGGUAAUUCAGAUCUUUCAACUCCAUUUUGCAGAGACUGCAUAAAGGCAACCUUUUUUAUUUCCAUCAUUGGAACGAGCCAGUGUUUCUGUUUCAAACUAUUGAGGGUAAACAUGGACAAAACUACAGUAUUAUAAGAAAUGACCUUUCGGGGCUUGGUCGACUUAAAGACAGUGGACACUAUUGGUAAAUGUCAACGACUAUCCUUCACUUGUGUACAUGUAUCUCAACAUAUG
Messenger RNA from Asterias rubens (European starfish), 2250 nucleotides. Its product is annotated as integrator complex subunit 11-like. Gene Ontology annotation, biological process: snRNA processing. The coding region runs from base 116 to 1906 and encodes 596 amino acids. Gene Ontology annotation, cellular component: nucleus. Lineage: Eukaryota; Metazoa; Echinodermata; Asteroidea; Forcipulatida; Asteriidae. The transcript has 22 exons. The record is from RefSeq and is a predicted model, not a curated record.